Messenger RNA from Tuber melanosporum (Perigord truffle), 1834 nucleotides. RefSeq lists its product as uncharacterized. Bases 273 to 1718 code for a protein of 481 amino acids. Gene Ontology annotation, molecular function: oxidoreductase activity. The transcript has 5 exons. Lineage: Eukaryota; Fungi; Ascomycota; Pezizomycetes; Pezizales; Tuberaceae. The record is from RefSeq and is a predicted model, not a curated record.
CGCCCCGUGCGAUCGCGGAACACCAUAAUACCGGUACGCGCAUGCUGUACUGUAUACCAUACACUCGCUACAAGCUACCACAGUCGAAUCUUAGCACUGUGCCGGUGGUGAUCCUGGCCCACUGCACAAGCUGAUCGGUUGGGGCUGCGCUGUGCUGUACGGCACUUGUCGGUAUUAGGGCGCUCCGCAAAUGUAUAACAGGGCAUCCUUUUAAAUAGCUAGGCUGCCCCCCCCCGGGCCCUUAUGAUAUGUCGGUGGGCAAUUUGAAAGCAAUGUAUACUCUCAAAGAUGUGGCUGUUCAUGAGAAUCCCGGGGAUUGCUGGAUACUGAUCAAAGGCAGGGUUUACGAUGUAACCGAAUUCUUACCACAGCACCCUGGUGGGGCAGAAAUAAUUCUUUCCUAUGCUGGAGCCGAUGCUACGGGUGCUUAUGAAAGUGUUCACACGUCCUCCCUCCUCGAGACCCCGCCACCAGGGUUCAGGCUCCUCGGUCCCCUAUCCCCCUCGGAAUUACCACCAGUCUCGCGGAAUCCCGGAUUGGAUGUCGAACUGCACGCGAAGCCCCCUCUCGAUACAAUCAUCAAUACUUUUGAUUUUGAGGCUGUAGCAGAGCGUACGGUCACCCCUAAAACAUGGGCUUUUUACUCCUCCGCUGCUACGGAUCUACUUUCAAUGAAACUGAACAGGAGGGCUUUUGAUCGGGUUUUGUUCAGGCCGAGGCUUAUGCGCAACGUCAAGUCCGUAGAUACUAGGACGAAAAUUCUAGGUUUCAGCACUGGCGUCCCAUUCUUUAUAGCGCCGACGGCGAUGCAGGGAAUGAUUAACCCGGAUGGAGAAAAGGCUGUAGCGAUGGGGGCGGGGGAGGAAAAGGUCAUACAUAUAAUAUCAACCAACUCCUCACAUCCAAUUUCGGACAUUGUUUCUUCUGGAAAGGGUCCCGAGCAACAAACCCACUUUCUACAGCUAUACGUCAACACCGAUCGUCAGAAAACUGCUCAGCUCCUUGCUAACGCAAAAUCCUGCGGUCUCAAAGCUGUCUUUGUAACUGUUGAUGCCCACAUUUCCGGGAAGCGCGAGGCAGAUGAGCGUCUGAAGGUCGACGUCCCAGUAAGGUCCGCUGUCAGCGGUGCUAUAUCGCAUAAUGACAAGAAAGGGGGAGGUAUGGGGCGUUUGAUGGGGUUAUAUAUUGACCGGACCCUUAAUUGGGAGGAUAUCCCUUGGAUAAAAAGCGUAGCCGGGGGUCUUCCCAUCGUUUUGAAGGGUAUUCAGACAGCUGCGGAUGCAAGACUAGCCGCUGAAUAUGGGGUCCAGGGAAUCGUCUUGUCAAAUCACGGUGGGAGGAACUUGGACACAUCACCACCCGCCCUGUAUACGCUUCUCGAGAUCCACAAGGUUUGUCCAGAAAUCUUCAAUUCUCUGGAGGUAUACAUAGACGGGGGAAUUCGAAGGGGGACGGACAUAUUUAAGGCACUAUGUCUUGGUGCUACGGCGGUAGGGGUCGGCAGACCCUACUUGUAUGCUCUCAAUUACGGGGCAGAAGGCGUCGCACAUCUAACCCAGAUCCUCAAAGACGAACUCGAAACAACAAUGAGGAUGUGUGGCGUUACGGACCUAUCAGGAGUCCAUCCAGGACUGGUAAACACAAGGGAAAUUGACGCAUUGGUUGAGGAUGGGAUCGAGCAUUCAUAUGUGAAGUGGAGGCCAAAGAGUAAAAUAUAAGUUACGGUGGGACAAUUUUAUAUAGAAUAGCUAGGCGCUCAUGUCAUUGGAAUAUUUGCUCGGUGUACUGGUACUAAGGAACCAUAUCCAUCAAACCCCGUGGUGGGAAAGCCCUA